Molecule: messenger RNA, 3742 nt
Organism: Argentina anserina (silverweed cinquefoil)
Lineage: Eukaryota; Viridiplantae; Streptophyta; Magnoliopsida; Rosales; Rosaceae
Product: AP-4 complex subunit epsilon
Exons: 10
Coding region: 205-3102 (965 amino acids)
Biological process (GO): intracellular protein transport; vesicle-mediated transport
Cellular component (GO): membrane coat; AP-4 adaptor complex
Molecular function (GO): cargo adaptor activity
Source: RefSeq, a predicted model, not a curated record
AAACCUCAUUGGAAAAGUAGAAAUAAAACGGAAAACUCAAUAAACGGGUUCACCGUCCCUGUUCUCCGACACCCGGAAGCUCUCUAGCCUCACUCUCUCUCUCUCUCUCUCAUAUACUCACCACACUCUCAAGUCUCAACUCCUCUCUCAGAUCCGCACAGUCCUUAAUGCCCCAAAUCCCAAAACCCUAACCGUCAACACCAAAUGGAGCAGCUCAAGACCAUCGGCCGGGAGCUCGCGAUGGGCUCCCAGGGCGGCUUCGGCCAAUCCAAGGAGUUCCUCGACCUCGUCAAGUCCAUCGGCGAAGCCCGAUCCAAGGCCGAAGAGGAACGCAUCGUCCUCCACGAGAUCGAAACCCUAAAGCGCCGCCUCGCCGAGCCUGACAUCCCCAAACGCAAGAUGAAGGAGUACCUCAUCCGCCUCGUCUACGUCGAAAUGCUCGGCCACGACGCCUCCUUCGCCUACAUCCACGCCGUCAAGAUGACUCACGACGACAACCUCGUCCUCAAGCGCACCGGCUACCUCGCCGUCUCGCUCUUCCUCAACGACGACCACGACCUCAUCAUCCUCAUCGUCAAUACCAUCCAGAAGGAUCUCAAAUCCGAUAACUACCUCGUCGUCUGCACCGCCCUCAACGCCGUCUGUAAGCUCAUCAACGACGAGACCGUUCCCGCCGUUUUGCCUCAGGUGGUGGAGCUCUUAGGCCAUCAGAAGGAUGCCGUUAGGAAGAAGGCCAUCAUGGCGCUUCAUCGCUUUUACCACAAGUCGCCGGCGUCCGUGUCGCAUCUGCUGUCCAAUUUCCGGAAGCGCCUCUGUGAUAACGAUCCUGGAGUCAUGGGAGCCACGCUGUGCCCGUUGUUUGAUCUCAUUACCAUCGAUGUGGAUACGUAUAAGGAUUUGGUGGUCAGCUUCGUGAGCAUUCUGAAGCAAGUUGCAGAGCGGCGGCUGCCGAAGACUUAUGACUAUCAUCAGCUUCCGGCGCCUUUUAUUCAGAUCAGGUUGUUGAAGAUUUUGGCAAUGCUGGGGAGCGGGGAUAAGCAAGCGAGUGAGAAGAUGUAUACGGUAGUCAGCGACAUAUUUAAGAAGUGCGAUUCCACCAGUAAUAUAGGAAAUGCGGUUCUUUACGAGUGUAUUUGUUGUGUUUCUGCUAUACAUCCGAAUCCGAAGUUGUUAGAUCAGGCUGCUCAAGUCAUCUCAAGAUUUUUAAAGAGUGACAGUCAUAAUUUGAAAUAUAUGGGGAUUGAUGCUCUUGGUCGACUGAUAAAGAUCAGUCCUGAAAUAGCUGAGCAACACCAGUUGGCUGUCAUUGAUUGCUUAGAGGACCCAGAUGAUACUUUGAAGCGAAAAACAUUUGAACUUUUAUACAAGAUGACUAAAUCCUCCAAUGUGGAGGUGAUUGUCGACCGUAUGAUUAGUUACAUGAUAAGCAUAAAUGAUAAUCAUUACAAAACUUACAUAGCAUCUCGUUGCGUGGAGCUUGCGGAGCAAUUUGCUCCAAGCAAUCAAUGGUUUAUCCAGACCAUGAAUAAAGUUUUUGAACAUGCGGGAGAUUUGGUGAAUGUUAAGGUGGCACACAACUUGAUGAAAUUGAUUGCCGAGGGAUUUGGAGAGGAUGACGAUACUGCAGAUAGUCAGUUGAGAUCAUCUGCGGUGGAGUCAUAUUUGCGCAUAAUUGGAGAGCCAAAGCUUCCGUCUGUAUUUCUUCAGGUAAUUUGUUGGGUUUUGGGGGAGUAUGGAACUGCUGAUGGAAAGUAUUCUGCUUUGUAUAUCACUGGGAAGUUAUGUGAUGUGGCGGAGGCAUAUUCAAAUGAUGAAACUGUCAAGGCAUAUGCUGUAACAGCAAUCAUGAAGAUAUAUGCAUUUGAAAUAUCAGCCGGAAGAAAAGUGGAUAUGCUACCUGAGUGUCAAUCUUUGGUGGAGGAAUUAUCAGCUUCUCACUCAACUGAUCUCCAGCAGCGCACAUAUGAAUUGCAAGCUGUCAUUGGCAUAGAUGCUCAUGCCAUUGAGAGCAUUAUGCCGUCAGAUGCAAGUUGUGAAGACAUUGAGGUUGAUAGGGAACUUUCUUUCCUCAAUGGUUAUGUCCAACAGGCAAUAGAAAAAGGCGCUCAGCCAUAUAUUUCUGAGAAUGAGCGCUCUGGAAUGUUGAAUAUCAACAAUUUCAGAAACCAAGAUCAGCAUGAAGCUCUAAGUCACAGUCUUCGGUUUGAGGCCUAUGAGCUUCCCCAGCCAAUGGUACCAUCAAGAGUUUCUCCAGCUGCAGUUGCAUCAUCAACUGAACUUGUUCCAGUGCCUGAGCCAUCUUAUGCUAGGGAGACACACCAGGUUGCAUCAUUGCCAUCUAUGUCGGAUGCAGGAUCCUCAGAACUUAAAUUACAACUUGACGGCGUUCAAAAGAAAUGGGGCAGGCCUUCAUACUCGUCUUCUCCAUCUUCAACCUCAACUUCUAGUUCCCAAAAAACAACAAUUGGGAUCACUGAGGUAGAUGGUGCGAGUUCUUCACACUCAAAAACACGUGGUACUUAUGACUCGAGGAAGCCAUCAGUUGAAAUUUCUCCAGAAAAGCAGAAGUUGGCCAGUUCACUUUUUGGAGGUUCAUCAAAAACCGAGAAGAGGGCAUCUUCGGGAAAUCAUAAAGUGUCCAAGGCCGCAGAGAAGUCACAGGUAUGGAAGGCAGCAGGUGCACAACCUGAGCCUGCAGUGGAGAAAAUCAAUCGUGAACCUCCUCCAGACUUGCUUGACUUCAGUGAUUCAACUGUUGCUAGUUCUGCUCCGUCCAUAGACCCUUUCCAGCAGUUGGAAGGGCUUCUUGAUCAAACCGAAACUACAUCAACUGUAAAUAAUGGUACAGCAGGUGCUUCACAAACACCUGAACUUAUGGGAAUAUAUGCAGAUACUCCUGUCAGUGGGCUCAGUGGUAGUGUUGCCAAUAGAGAUCUUGCCUCUGAGUUAUCAAAUGCUACAAGAUCUUCUCAAGUUGGGGUGUCACAAUUGAACAAGGGUCCUAACCCUAGAGAUUCAUUGGAAAGGGAUGCACUUGUAAGGCAGAUGGGCGUUAACCCCACUAGUCAGAACCCAAACUUGUUUAAAGAUUUGCUUGGCUAGAGCUGUUUGUUUGGAAGAUUUAAAAUCAAAGUGUUCGAGACUAUCAUUUUGUCAUGCAUGGUCUUUUGAAGUGGCUGGUUAUAUGAUAUGGGAAGUAGCUCAUUUUCAUGGGUUUCACUCACAUCAACACGCAGAGUUGUAAAGACACCCAUAUGGAGUGAUUUGAACUCCCUCAAUGGUGGGUAAAAAUCAGUACAGGGCCUGUAUCCGUUGAACUGUAUGGCUUUUGUUGGAAUUUAACCAAGUUUCAAGUUGGUUGCAUUUGGAAGUUGUUUCAGGUGGUGGUGAAUCCAGAGCUUUUUCUUUGCGGCGAUACAUAGGUUUUGGAGCACUCUAAAAAGAUGAUUACAUUGGGGACUACUAUGCAGGGCCUUGUCUUGUUAUAGAAAAGCUGUACAAUAAAAUUUUCAUUUCUGCAGACGUUUGCCUCUGGUUCCUUAUUUGAAUUCUCAAUCACUUUGUAAGUUUGGAAGUAGUCCGCAGGGACUGUAAGUAGCUCAAUUUUUUCCCCUUGCUUGUAUUUUUAUUUUCUUUGAGUGUUAAUACACAUUCCAUAUAUGUAUGUUUAGCCAAUCAUUACUGUGUCACUAAUAAUGAGCUUUGGUGAUUCGGUGAACAGUACCUUGGACUCCCAAUUUUA